This is a messenger RNA of Drosophila takahashii, 1624 nucleotides long. RefSeq names its product peptidyl-prolyl cis-trans isomerase zonda (gene zda). Gene Ontology annotation, molecular function: protein binding; protein folding chaperone; peptidyl-prolyl cis-trans isomerase activity. Gene Ontology annotation, biological process: protein folding; negative regulation of apoptotic process. Gene Ontology annotation, cellular component: cytosol; mitochondrial envelope; endomembrane system. Lineage: Eukaryota; Metazoa; Arthropoda; Insecta; Diptera; Drosophilidae. The record is from RefSeq and is a predicted model, not a curated record.
AACAUCGAUACUUUCUCCACCUCCGCAGAAGGCCGUAAAUUCUUUUUUCGUUUCUAGUAACUUUCUCGUCGUAUGUUUCUUUCGAAAUCAAAUCGCACCUUUUUUGUUACUUAAAUACGAGCGCCCAGUCAGGUAAUUAUGGAUACGGAGAAGUCUAGCAGCAGCUCCUUCGAGGACCUGACCAACGCCGAGGACACCAAGGACAUACGCAAGGUGGCCGCGGAGGAGGCCGCCGCCGCCGGAGAUGGAGCUGCGGCUCCUGGCGAGGAGAAGAAGGCGGCGGCGGAGGAGGAUCCCGAGGACGAAUGUGAUAUACUGGGCAACAAGCAGCUGAUAAAGCGCACAAUCAAGAAGGCGCCGGAGGACGGAGGCAGGCGACCCCUGCGCGGGGAACUGGUCACCCUCAACCUGACCGGCAAACUGGACAACGGCCAGGUGGUGGAGGAGGAGAAGAACUUCCAGUGCCACGUGGGCGACUUCGAGGUCGUCCAGGGCUUGGACAUGGUGGUGCCCAUGCUGCAGGUCGGCGAGGUGGCCCAGGUCAGCGUGGAUCCUCGCUUUGGCUAUGGAUCCCUGGGACUUAAAAAGGAUGGCGAAUCCGAUUACCUCGUUCCGCCCGAUUCGCAUCUCACCUACGAAAUAGAGCUUUUGGAUAUCAAAUACGAAGACUUUGCGGACCUCAAGAGCUUUGAAACACUGCGCAAAUACGGUACCCGCAAGAAAGAACGUGCCAACUUCUUCUACAAGCGCUCGGAGUUCACCACCGCCAUUCACCUGUACAGACGCGCUCUUGACUUUCUGGACAACCGGGACGGGGAUCCGGAAUCCGAGUUCGACAAGGAGGAUCUGGAGCUGUCCAACAGCGACACGCAGGCCCUGCUAGAGGAUCGAUUGAUAGUCUAUAACAACUUGGCCAUGACUCAAAUCAAAAUAGCCGCCUUUGACGCAGCCCUGCAGUCCGUGGAGCACGUUCUGCGGUGCCAGCCAAAUAACUCCAAGGCCUUGUACCGCAAAGGCAGGAUACUAGAGGGCAAGGCCGACACCCAGGGCGCCAUCAAGCUGCUGCAAAAGGUGGCCACUCUCGAGCCAGACAAUCGUGCCGUUCAGUCCGACUUGGCCAGACUCUUCAUCAAGGCUCGCCGCGAGGAGCACAACGAAAAGGAGAUGUACCAGAAGAUGCUGGGCCAGGCCAAGAAAAUGGAACAGAAGACUGCCACCAGGCAAAAGCAGCCCCUUGUAGAUAACUCCAAGCUUAAGCUGCUGGGCUAUCUGAUGGGUUCCAUACUGAUUGGAGUAGCUGGCGUCGCUAUUUAUCGUUACAAGUACUAAGGACAAGCAUUGCACAUUGAACUACUGGUUACUUUAAGCAAUUGAAACGCAUUUUUUAAGGAUAUACAUAUAUAUAGAUGGCAAAAUUAUGAAUGUUGGAAAGCCACAGUUGCUUAUUAUAACGAUUCUGGCUCUUGUUGUACAUUUAAUACUAUGCACACUUCACAGUAGUAUGUAUCUUUCAAAUGGUAUGGUUUUGGACAUCGUACAUAUAAUGUUAAAGCUUACUUUUAAUCACCUACAUUCUAUCAGACAUGUACCGGGAAUUGUUAAAAUAAACACAAUUUUCUCAUCA